Molecule: messenger RNA, 915 nt
Organism: Penicillium coprophilum
Lineage: Eukaryota; Fungi; Ascomycota; Eurotiomycetes; Eurotiales; Aspergillaceae
Exons: 1
Coding region: 1-915 (304 amino acids)
Biological process (GO): tRNA 3'-terminal CCA addition
Molecular function (GO): RNA binding; ATP:3'-cytidine-cytidine-tRNA adenylyltransferase activity
Source: RefSeq, a predicted model, not a curated record
AUGAAGUUGCGCCCUUUCGUGUGUCUAUCUAAGGCUUCUGGUCUUCCUUCAGCUAAAGCUCCACUUGCCCGCACUCAAGCGAGAAGAGCUGGUCAAUUACACCCGUUUCAACAACACCUGCCCCUCCGAACCUACUCUGCAUCUGUACCUCGUCGCAUGUCCAUGCGCAACCCCGAAUCGGACCCAGACUUCUCAGAACGAGUCAGUAAAAGGCGACGCAUUUCUUCUCCGACGCGGGAAGACUCAUAUGCAACCAUGAGCCCCGACAUACCCACAAUCGAACUCACUCCGCUUGAGAGCACCCUACGAACCCUACUCCUCGAUGUCGCACAAUACAUCACCGAGAAGAAAACUACCGCGGGGGGUAGCACUUUGAUAGAUCACUCCGGGACUGUCCUGCGUUUCACAGGCGGGUGGGUCAGAGACAAGCUGCUCGGGGUCGAGAGCCAUGAUAUCGACGUGGGCAUCAGCAACAUGACGGGAUACCAGUUCGGUAUGGCCCUGAAAGACUAUCUGGAUGUUCCAGAGCACCUUGAAAAAUACAAGAAAGGCCUUCCAAACGGGGAAAUGCACGAUGCCAUUGUGAGCCUUCACAAAAUCGAGGCCAACCCAGAGAAGUCAAAGCAUCUCGAGACCGUGACUACCAAGAUCUUCGGCCUGGACAUUGAUUUGGUCAAUCUACGGAAGGAAACGUACACAGACGACAGUCGAAAUCCUCAAAUGGAGUUCGGCACCGCUGUCGAAGACGCUCUGAGGCGCGAUGCAACAAUCAAUGCACUUUUCUACAACCUUAAUGAGUCACGGCUGGAGGAUUUCACAGAGAGAGGACUGGGCGACAUGAAAAAAAGAUUAUUCGAUGCCCAAUGGAACCAUACCAAACCUUCAAAGACGACCCGCUGCGGGUGCUUCGAUUGA